GAAAUCACCUGUUACUGCCGGAGCGAGUGGACAAAGACGAGUGUGUCUCUUUCUGCAGUGCGACACACCUGACUGCACCUCCUCCACACGCCCACACACCCCACUGCCUGGUGGGAUCAUGUGGGUUCUGGAUAAGAUCCGUGGGUCGGUGGAGACCGGCAUGCUGCGUCAGGGGGAGAACGGAGACAAGAAAGGCGUCCCCUACAGCAACGUCCUCACCCCGGACAAGAUCCCCGACUUUUUCAUUCCUCCGAAGCUGGUCAGCGGUGCCCCAGAACCUGAGAUUCCUCAGGUGAAGCCCAAAGAAGGACUGCAGCAGUUGACUCCAGAGCAAAAUAUCAGCAGCGGGAAGAAGAUCAGCAGCCCGAGAAGUCCACGCCUGGUGGCCAAGCUCGCAGGAGACACCAAGAACCUGCUGAGAGCAGCAAACCGUCACAUAAUACAGAUAGAGAGUGCAGAUGAUGUUGGAGACACCAAUGCAGACCCCCAGUCCCAAACAGCAAUGUCCCUGCCGUAUGUGCCCAAGACUCAAACACCUUACGGUUUUGCAACACUGAAGGAGAGCCCCCACACUCGCCGCAAAGAGUCACUCUUCCACUGCGAGCACACCAGUCCCAUCACCUCCCCAAACACGCAGAGGAAGACCCAGGGGAGAGGCAGCGAAGGGGGAAACCACCUGAACCCAGCAGACUGCAACACCUCUCAUAUGAAUCCUUAUCGUUACUUCAGCGGAGGAGAAAGUGACACCUGCUCCUCAGCCGAGUCCUCCCCCUUCAGUUCCCCGCUGCUCUCCCGCUCUGCCUCCCUGCUCAAGAUCUUCACCCACGAGACGCAGGCCAAGGUGGUGAAAGCCAAGCGGUCGUUCGCUCGCCACAGCUCUCUCUCCACCGACGAGUGCAGCUCGGCCGAGCCCAGCCCCAACAUCCAGCGACGGCUCCACGUGCCGUCCUACCACGGCGCCGCUGGAGCACCAGACCACCGGGAGCACACCAUCAACCUGCACAAAGGCGGGACGGUGAGGAUCAGCGCCAACUACGACUCCAGCACCUCCCGCCUGCUCAUCCGCAUCCUGGCUGCGGAGAGCCUCUACGACAAACACUAUGACAUCAAGAGCAUCAACUGCUGCGUGUCCGUCUACCUGAACCCUGGCAAGCUGCAGAAGCAGAGGAGCAACAUCAUCAAGAACAGCCGCAACCCAGUCUUCAACGAGGACUUCUUCUUUGACUCCAUCAGCUUGGUUCAGGUGAAGAACCUGUCGGUGAAGUUCAAGGUGGUGAACAAAGGCACCAGCCUCAAGAGGGACAACCUGCUGGGAGAGAAGGAGGUGCUUCUAACAAAGCUGCUCUCCGGGGUUUAAAGCCGCCGCACCUGGAGGUCAAAGGAGGCAAAAUAACACAAGGAUUGAAAGUUAAAAUUGGACGUUUGCACUGGUUUCUACAUAAACUGCUCUUUUUAUUCCAGUAGAUAAAAAACAGUGAACAGAGGUAGUGAAAUAUAUUCCUUGAAAGAAAGAGAAGCUUUUUUUUUUUUCCUGAGAUCUGAAAAAACUGCCAAGCUCUGAAAAUGAACCUCUUGAUGUUCGUGGAUGAUUGAAGGAUUUAUGGAGGCUGAGAGUCGUCUGGUUCCCAGUAAUGAACACUCAUUAAACCAAGCUGGGCGAGACAUCAACAGAUGAAAUUGGACUUAUCUCCCAGCCAACUUCCUCAGCCAGGUCUGGUUCAAAGGUUGGACGACACCUGUGCAUCAGCCCGUCUCGGUGUCAUUGCCUGCACCGUGUUCGUCAUGUGUGGCGUUGUUUUAUUAUUGUAAUGUGACAUAGGUCCACGGCAGCACAGGAUGUGAUUCUACAUUAGCUACACCGCAUGUGCUCAGCACAAAGAUGCCUUUGUGAAUCAGAGCUUUGAAGUGGCACUACAUCCUGAUGUGCAAAUGACCCUUUGAUCCCAGUUUCAAUGGCCCCGCCUCCUACAGGGAGGACGAGGGACAAUAGACGCAUUUACAUGCACAUCAAAUAGAAUUAUGAUGCACAGUCCUGUGAUUGCCAUAAUGUGAUUAUGUCAGACUAUUUAUACUCCAAUUACAAGAAAGUAGAGCUCCAGAAGCAUUUAUGUGCUGCAAAAAAAAUAGUACUUUAGUUAAAUUAAAUAACGUUCAAGCACCUACAAGUUUUUAAUUGGUUAUAAUACAGUCUCCAUUUAAUACCUAUGCCUAAAGUAAA
Messenger RNA from Centropristis striata (black sea bass), 2218 nucleotides. Its product is annotated as C2 calcium-dependent domain-containing protein 4C. The record is from RefSeq and is a predicted model, not a curated record. Lineage: Eukaryota; Metazoa; Chordata; Actinopteri; Perciformes; Serranidae. The coding region runs from base 119 to 1357 and encodes 412 amino acids. The transcript is spliced from 2 exons.